GGUAAUGCGACUCGACCUUAUCCAUAGACCCGUCAUAGAAGACAGGCGGAAACAGCAGUAGCACCAGAGAGGACAUGCUGUUUGGUAAACAACGAAAACUAUCAGUUUGGAAUACAUGUCUUCACGGCUAUUUGGUUUUCUAGAAGAUUUAUAUUGCCCGGAUAACCGACAGUGCUGCAAAUUAAGGGAGAGAAAAACAGCUUGCUGUCAGGCUUGCGUUUGCUUGAAACGUUCACUGACGCCCCCAUCUAGUUAGCAUAGCUACCGCUAAAUUACCAACAUUUAGUUGCGUAUUAACGUUAGCAGUUAGUUAUCUGGUAGAUAUUUUUAAAAAGCCUCGGGGCCAUGAUGCAAGAGGAGUAUUUGUGAAGAACCCAUCCACGUGCCAUGUCUCUGGUUUUCCCACGACCCAACACCAACGCAGUCCACGGCAAGAAGGAUAAGAGAUUGAUGGCGGAAGUGAAUGCAUCACCACUCAAACACUUUGUCACAGCAAAGAAAAAGAUCAACGGGAUCUUUGAACAGUUGGGAGCCUACAUCAGGGAGAGUGCUUCCUUUCUGGAAGAUACUCACAAAAAUGAUGAGCUGGACCCAGUCACCACUGAGGAGCAGGUCCAGGAGGUCCGGGGUUACCUCGCCAAGGUGGCAGGAAUUGGAGAAGUGUUGGCCCGGAGGCAUAUGAAGGUGGUCUUUUUUGGGAGGACCAGCAAUGGGAAGAGCUCAGUGAUCAAUGCCAUGCUGUGUGAUAAGGUGCUGCCGUCUGGAAUAGGACACACCACCAACUGCUUCCUGAGGGUGGAGGGCACCGAUGGCAAUGAGGCCUUCCUCCUCACUGAAGGCUCUGAGGAGAGGAAGAGCAUAAAGACGGUGAACCAGCUGGCCCACGCUCUCCACCAGGAUGAGGACCUAGAUGCUGGCAGCCUGGUCUGUGUCAUGUGGCCUAAAGCCAAGUGUGCUCUGCUCAGGGAUGAUUUGGUGUUGGUGGACAGCCCAGGUAUCGAUGUUACCACAGAAUUGGACAGCUGGAUUGACAAAUUCUGCUUGGAUGCUGAUGUGUUUGUUCUGGUGGCAAACUCAGAGUCCACACUGAUGCAGACGGAGAAGUCCUUUUUUCACAAGGUCAAUGAGCGGCUCUCCAGUCCCAACAUUUUCAUCCUUAACAACCGCUGGGAUGCAUCAGCCUCAGAACCUGAAUACAUGGAGGAGGUUCGUAGGCAGCAUAUGGACCGCUGCACCAAUUUCCUGGUGGAUGAGCUGGCUGUGGUGGACCGAACCCAGGCCAGCGACCGCAUCUUCUUCGUCUCUGCCAAGGAAGUACUCCAGGCUCGAGUGCAGAAAGCUCAAGGAAUGCCCGAAGCAGGUGGAGCACUUGCUGAGGGAUUUCAAGCCAGAAUGUUUGAGUUCCAGAACUUUGAGAGGCGAUUCGAGGAGUGUAUCUCACAGUCAGCAGUGAAGACCAAGUUUGAGCAGCACACAGUGAGGGCCAAGCAGAUCUCUGAAGCCCUGCGCCACAUUAUGGAUUCUGUACACGUUGCUGCACAAGAGCAGAGGGUCUACUGCCUUGAGACCAAAGAGGACCGUCAGGAUAGAUUGGAGUUUAUAGAUAAGCAGCUGGACCUGUUGACCGUGGACUGUAAGGCCAAGAUCAAGAAGAUUACUGAGGAGGUGGAAAGACAGGUGUCUAAUGCCAUGGCGGAGGAGAUCAGGAAGCUUCAUGUGCUGGUGGAUGACUUCCACAUGGACUUCCACCCAUCAUCAGUGGUGCUUAAGGUCUAUAAGAACGAACUUCAUCGACACAUAGAAGAGGGUCUGGGCAAGAAUAUGUCAGAGAGGUGCUCCACCUCUAUCACCAGUGCCCUGCAGGCCACACAGACAGACAUGAUUGAGGGUCUGAAGCCCCUGCUGCCCAGCCCAGUCCGAGAGCAGGUAGAUAAGCUGGUUCCACGUCAAUGCUUCAGCCUUAGUUAUGACCUGGCCUGUGACAAGCUUUGCAGUGACUUUCAGGAGGACAUCAGCUUCCACUUCUCUCUGGGCUGGACCAUGCUGGUUAACCGCUUCCUGGGGCCCAAGAAUACUCGACGGGCCCUCAUGGGGUACAAUGACCAGGUCCCUCGGCCCAUGGCCCUGACUCCAGUCAGCACCAGCAUGCCUCCAUUCCCACAAAGCUCCAUGACUCAGGAGGAGCUUAUGGUCUCCAUGGUGACAGGUCUUGCCUCCCUAACCUCACGCACUUCCAUGGGAGUCCUUGUGGUUGGUGGCGUGAUCUGGAAGGCAGUGGGCUGGCGUCUGAUCGCUCUGUCAGUUGGCCUCUACGGGCUUCUCUACAUCUAUGAGCGGCUCACCUGGACCACCAAGGCCAAGGAGAGAGCCUUUAAGAGACAGUUUGUGGACUACGCUAGCGAGAAGCUGCAACUCAUCGUCAGUUACACCGGAUCCAACUGCAGCCACCAAGUCCAACAGGAGUUGGCGGGUGUCUUCGCUCAGCUGUGCCAGCAGGUGGAUGUCACCCGUCAGAACCUCGAAGAUGAGAUCACUGACAUGAACAGAAAGAUCGAGCUGCUGGACAGCCUGCAGAGCAAGGCCAAGCUGCUGCGGAACAAGGCGGGCUGGCUGGACAGUGAGCUUAACAUGUUCACACAGCAGUACCUCCACCACAGCAAGUAAACCAGAGAGAAUCCACCUGAGAGACUAAACAACACCAGAGAAACAUUUGGUACACCUGCUAAAGUUUCCCCUCUAGAUGACACACACAUGUAUUUUGAUGAUGAGAGGAAAGUGUUAACAAUGUUCUCAGAAGAGUAGAAAUAGAAGGAAUAGUUUGGAUGACUGACAUGAGCAGAGGGAGUUACUGACAGCUUGUGAUAUGGAUGCAUGGACAUGAGUUCAGGAUGAGAUUACUGUUGUCGGUUGGUGAUUCGUCACUCAAAAAUGAAAAGUUUCAACAGGGCCAGCUGUUAAAUAUAAGCCACAACAUGAAAAAAGGUGAAAAGGGUUUUUAUAAAUAUAUAUAUGUAAUUUAUUUGUGGAAUUUUCAACACAAAAAAUAACAAACAGUAAGACUGUACAUAAGCCCUCACACGUAUGACUGGAUAAAUGAAAUAAAACCGGUAAUGAAGAAAUCAUUGGCAGAGGAAGUGAUUAUUCCCAGACAAGAGGGUAGUAACAGCAAUAUAAUCAAAAUAAUGGAAAAAAAAAAACCUAAAACAAAGAUACAACCAGUGUACAAAAUAUGUAAAAGAAAACUUACAAGAAGUGCUACUGGCAUAGAGAAUAAAGGUGCAGUUUGGGUGUUUCUCAGCCAAUGGGGACAGAAUCCAGCUGUGGGGACCUGACAGCCAAAUUUCAGAAAAUAUUACGAUAGAGCCACGAAGGGAAGUGUUUUAAUUCUUAUGAAAAAAGAGUUUAACCACAGACUCCAGGGCAAAAUAUCCCCACAGUGUGUCUCCUGAACAGAAGCACCGUCUGAGCUCUCCUUGUAUCCUUAUCCACAUUGUUAUGUGACUUGUAUCAGCUUCUGUCAGAAACUCUGCCCUUUUUUAAUUUCCAGUUAAGUCUGCCGUAUUGGAACAUGUGUACAUUUGGUUUUGUAUAUACAUUUUGAAAACCGGCUAAGUGCCAUGUUGAGCAACAUGCAGACCACAUGAGAAAAAGGACGAAAGUGUCUUAUAUUAGUAGGAUAAUGCUAUGAGCUAAAGACAUGCAAUGUAAUUUAUUUCUCCAGCUGUUAGUGUAUUUUGAAAUUGUAGCAGAGAAUGAUGCAAUCACAAUCAUUGUUGUUCAGUUGAAGGUUAUUUGAAAUGCCACAGGGAAAGAAACUGUUGUACUGACACAUUCACACUUUCUCAUAUGGUUUCAGUUGAAGUGACAAGGAGGAAAAUUACUAUUUGCUAAAGCUUAGUUCCAUGAGAUGAGUAGAGGUGAUUGCACCUGUCCCGGGCCUGUUGACAUAGAGUGGCCCAAAAAUACAAGCACUGAAUGACUCACUAAACUUAUUGCUCCCACCUGCUGCAUGUGCAUUUCUGUGCCAUGCUUCAUUCGUGUGCAACAGUUUGUGAGAAUGCAUUAUUUAGGCUGUGAAGUGAGUGAAUAGAUGUUAGCUGGCUUAAUGGUGAUGCAGAAAUUAUAAGAUACCUGUAUGUUAUGACAUAAAGCAUAAGGCUGCUUUAUAUUUUUCUUAAUGUCAACAAAUUCCAUUUGCAAAGCCAAACCAACAAUGUGUCUCUCAACACUUUCUGACUUCCAUACUUCUGUCUGUAGAUUGCAACCAAAUCUUUAAAAAUGCCUCACAAAUACAUAGAUGGUAUGGGCACUGUGGUCUUAGUUAAACUUUAAUCAAACAGGAGAGCAGUGCAUUUGUUGGGGACUGUUUUCAGCUGCAACAAUGGAGAUCCAUGGCACAGAGAUUAGAUAUCUCAGGCUUUGGACACACACACACACACACACACUACCUGUUAGUAGGUUACAGUCAUUGUUGGUUUUGGUCUUUGCAUGGAAUUUGUCAACAAGACUAAAUAUAUAGAAUAUCACAAGACAGAUUGUUUUUUGUAAUUAUACCCUAUCAUAAAUGAUUUUAGUCAGUUGCAGUAUUUAGCAUGGCUACAGAAGAAAAUUGGGAACAUAGGCAGGUCUGACCUCAUUUCAGUCAAAAUUCUGAGAUUGAAGUCAGAACUUUGAUCUUUUCAAAUUUCCAAAUCUCUAGUCUGACUGGUAAAUGUACUGAUAUAAGCCUCUCACAGAAAUAAGUAUCAGCAUAUAUGUCAACUACUAAAUAACAAAUGUCAGUGCAGAAAUGCCAGAGGGAGGUCAUUUAGAAACUGAGUUUGUCCACCAGUAAACACUGAAAUGUAUUUUUACACUUUAAAAUGUCCCACUGAGCACAUAACCUGGUCUGUGCUUUAAUAACCAAAUAUAAGGGAUUCCUAUCAGAAAUGUUAAUGUUAUUUGUUUAUGUAAAAAUAGCUCAGAUUCAGCUGAUGUGUCAUUAUCAGUUUUUUUUACACAUUGACAUAUCAAUAUCAGUUUCUUCUACCUUAUGUUUGAUGUUUUAAAACAUCAGUUUGGAGUUCAGAUGGAAUUUUAUGUCACGUAUGCUAAAACAAAAUCAGGAUGUGCUACAUGAGAAUGUAUUUCUACUUUCUCUUACUUAAACUCAGAACCUUGAUUUUUGCUCACUAUUCACAAAUUAUAUCAGACCUCAGUAACAUUUUUGUCUUGCACUGAAUGCAUAUGUGGGUUGGGCUCUGUUAGUGUGGAGCUGCCUGCUCUCUGCCUCUUUCUGUCACAUAUGGUUGUACUGCAAAAGAAGGGGGUAGGGAUUUCAACUACAUGUGGUGGGCGUGUAAGAGUGGCCAAAUCCAGCAACAGCCCACUGUUGUGAAAUUGUACUUUUGGUUUCUAAAAUGUGUAUAUAAUUUAACGUACUACUUUGCCUUCCAGUUAGAAAAUGUUGAAAGAGGAAAAUCCCCUCCGAGUGGAUGAGCCUGGAUUUGUCCAGUAGGCUGUCUCAGUUGAUUGGGUCAUGAUGUAAAAUAAAGCCAUCGACUGUGAUGCCCAGUGAGCAGGAGGUCUGCCAUAUAACACUUUCUUCAGAGUGAAGACAUGCACUUUACCUAGUUGCUGCUUUUUAAUUAUUAUUUUUUUCUCUUCACUAAAGGUUGUCUUUCCCCGCAGUGUAAAACCACUAUAUAGCUGUGUUAGGCUUCAGGAAGGUGAACGUUUCUGCAUGCAGUGAUUGUUGUAGUUUGUUGACCUGUUAAAAUGUUCAAACGUGUGUAUAUAUAUAUAUAUAUAUAUUAUAUAUAUAUAUAUAUAUAUAUAUAUACAUAUGAAAUGUAUGUAUGUAUAAAAAAAGAAAUAAAGGUGAAACAAUGCUAAAAGAAGUUUAUUUGUAGUAUAUUGAACUAUUGAACAUUUACAACAGCAAAUUAGUUUCUCUCGCGCAUCCAAUCACAGUUAGAGUUAACUUUGCCGUCAAGUGAUAACGAGUGGUUGUACUGUGUGUACUACACAUCUCCUUGUUAAAAAGAAACAAUAUUAGCUAGCACGCGUGGACCUGGUAAACAUCAUGGACAUCUGCCAAGAUUUUCAUACUGUUUGUGUACAAACAUUAAAUGUGGCUUG
Molecule: messenger RNA, 6120 nt
Organism: Lates calcarifer (barramundi perch)
Lineage: Eukaryota; Metazoa; Chordata; Actinopteri; Centropomidae
Gene: mfn2
Product: mitofusin 2
Exons: 18
Coding region: 388-2664 (758 amino acids)
Biological process (GO): mitochondrial fusion; mitochondrion localization
Cellular component (GO): mitochondrial outer membrane
Molecular function (GO): GTP binding; GTPase activity
Source: RefSeq, a predicted model, not a curated record